This is a messenger RNA of Solanum lycopersicum (tomato), 1029 nucleotides long. RefSeq lists its product as uncharacterized. The record is from RefSeq and is marked predicted. NCBI's taxonomy places the organism in Eukaryota, Viridiplantae, Streptophyta, Magnoliopsida, Solanales, Solanaceae.
AAUUUCAAACUUUUUCACCAUGGCGAAACUCUUCUUUGCAGUCCUUUUCCUCUUUUUCAACCUUUCACUUGCUCGUACUCCGUUUACUCAACCGGAAAAUGACGUCACACACCUCAAACUUCCUUCGGAAAAUGACCUUGCCAUCCCUGAACUUCCUCAUACUCUACCGGAAUCAGAUGAUUCUGCGCCUGCUGUUAACAUCCCUAGCAAAUCCGAUCACGAAAACACUCGUUCCGUCCAUUCGGUCCCUGUUACGUUAGUCAGAUUCCGGCCGAUCAACCGUAGAUUCAGGCUCCGAUCGAGACUACCGUUCCGCCUAUGUCACCACCUGAAACCGGGAUCACAGCGACAGAUUCCUUAUGGUAAUGAUAUGAUACUGCCUUCUAAGAGAAACAUUGACUUUGAUAAGUUUCUGAACCGUAUUGGUGUGCGUCAGAUUCCGUCGGAUCCGUUCAGUUUCCGCCACCAUCGGUACAAUGAUAAGAAGAUCUGGAAGUUCCUAUACGAUCGCGAGAAUUUUGGGGAAAUGAAAUUGAAGGAUCAAUUACCUCACCAUGACGAAAACGAAGACAAUGAUCACGAACAGAGGCAGAUCUCGAUCAGUAGUGAAAAUCAAGGUAAUUUUGGUGAAAUUAAAUCGAAAAAUGAAAAUGAAUUCCAUGCUCAUGAUGAGUCUGACAAAAGAUCAAAGCUUUAUGUGAAACACUAUGAAAUGAAUUUGAGGAAGCGUUUUCAUUAUAACAAUGGUGAAGAAGGAGAAAAAGCUAAGGAAGAGAAUAAGUGGCAUAAGAGGGAAAAGAAGAAAGGUGGAUUCAUGAGAGGUAUUCGUAAGUUCUUGCAUCACUACUUCGAUUGAAGCAUCUUUGCUUUGAUAUGCUGCAUAUUUGCCUUUUGUGUUGUUGUGUAAAAGAACUAUAGAAGUAUCUAUGUGUUUUGAUGUUGUUGUAAAUAACUUGCAUCCAUGUGAGAUGUAAUAGAAAAUAUAGUACUUGUAACUUAUUACUCUAUACUAUAUCAUAUACGUUUUGU